CGAAAUGUUUGGACAGCGUAGAGAAAAGCAAUAUUAACUGAUUUUUAUGGUCUCAGUGCACAUUGAAUUUCUUUUCCUAAGCUACGUUUUUCAUCACGCAAGAGCGAACUUUCAAAGUUAUUUUGAGUUUCAGCUAACAAUGACAACAAUAUGUCAUGAAGUUGUGAACACUGAGCAAUGUGGAAAGCUAAAUGUUUUCAUUCAAGGUCCACGUAAUUCUAAUGUUGCCUUCCUGACAGUUCAUGAUCUUGGAUGCAAUCACAAUGAAAUGGUUAAUUUUCUCGCUCAUGAGUCGAUGGAACCUUUGGCUAAUCGAUGCACUUGGAUACAUGUAGAUGUUCCUGGACAAGGUGAUGGAGAAGCAGACUUACCUUCUGACUACACAUUUCCAACAGUUCAACAACUCGCAGAAGGAAUGAACGAAGUAUGCGAUGCUCUAAGACUACAGCAUAUUGUUAUUUUCGGUGAAGGAGCUGGAGCUAACAUUUUGAUACGACUGGCGAUGUUGAGACAAGAUUUAAUUUUGGGUGCAGUUUUAAUUCAUUGCACGGGGACUAGUGCAGGCUUAUCGGAAAGCCUUCGUGAUCGACUAAUUGGAUGGAAGCUAAACACUGUCGGAAUGAAUCCAGCAGCUGAGUCAUAUCUACUAAUGCACCGAUUUGGAUCGGUUGCAGAUGCUGAAGAUGAAAUAGAAUUGAAAGAAGUUCUCAAGAAGUUUCGUCAAUCCCUUAGAAAUGCAAUUAACCCGAGAAACUUGAACAAAUUCAUUAUGUCAUUCAUGUCACGCACAAAAAUCUUAGAAAAUGUCGAUCAGAUAAGAUGUCCCGUCUUAUUGUUCACUGGCACGUUAGCAUCACAUAAUCAUACAGUCUUUCGACUACACAAUGCUCUACUUUCAGCUGUACGUAAUGAUCCUGAUCUUCAAGGUAAAGUUGAGUUAAUUCAAGUGGAAAAUGUUGCGAAUGUGUUGAGUGAACAGCCUGAAAAAGUGGCAGAUUCCCUACAGUACUUUAUUCAAGGAUUAGGACUAGCCGGCGGAUUGGUCAACCGAAGAAUGAGUAGCACUAUACCUGUUGCUAGGAAUCGAUCUUUGUCUAUGGAAGAAUAUGAUCAACCAAAAGGUGCAACUUUCUGUACAUUUAAUAAAAAUCGUAAAUACAGUACAACAGCCAAUAAAAUGGGUGAUGAAAGUCCAAUUCAUGAAUGUUAACAUCAUACUGAAGCUUAACACUGGAAAUAUAACCUACGAUUAACUUAUUCACAGUUUAUAGUCGUGUUUGCACUAGUGAAUAACAUGCAUAUAUACAAGACUUCCUUUACGCACAAACAUAAAUAUAAAUAUUUAACAAGUAAUAAUAAUUGAUAAUAAUAAUAAUAAUCACAAUUUAUCUGCACAACUAUUUUCCAAUUUUCUGAAGAAAUUCCCUUUGAAUUAGCUGUAGAUUUUUUUAACUUGCCUUUAAACAAUCAUUACCAUCAGUAAGCAUAAUGAACAGUUCUGUAGCAAAAAAAAUUUAUUUUUGGGGGAAAAUAAUUGAAAUCAAAAAUACAGGUAUAUUUUGUUGUCACUUAUACGCACCACUUUCUGUUAAAUCAACAAAUUCACUGAUUGAUCAGUGUGAUUCAAAGUCAGUUGUUUAGUAAAUAUAUUCAGUAGUAUUCAGUGUAUUCGAAAAUUCCUGUAGACCUGUUUACGUUUUCCUAAAAUUCUCCUUUCUUUUCCACUCCAUGGAUGAUCUAUCGUUGUUUUUUUUAGUUGUAAUGUGUUUUGUGUCUUUUAUACACUGUUUGACUCGUCAUUAUGAAGACUAUUUCCAGAAUAACUAAUGAUUAAUAUUGUUGUUAGGUAUC
Messenger RNA from Heterobilharzia americana, 1851 nucleotides. Lineage: Eukaryota; Metazoa; Platyhelminthes; Trematoda; Strigeidida; Schistosomatidae. The record is from the annotation of a GenBank genome assembly.